AUGAUGAAGCCAUCGACAGUGCGUCGUUAUGGCAAGCAGCAGCACAAGAAGUCAAAGGGCGAUCGCCUCUUUGCCGAGCUGCCGCAAACGCCCAAUCGGCUGGCCACUACGAUUAGGAAGACCGCUGUGGCGGCAACAAAGACAAAUGUCACAAUCGAGGACAUAACCGAACAAGUAACAGCGCUGGAUAUUCAAAACGAGAAUUCUAUCUCAGAGACGGUCCAAAGUGCAGAAGUCAAGACACCUGUUGUGGCUUCAAGGCGACGAACGACAAAGAGACCGAAGACGCCAGUACAAGUCCAGGAGCCAACGCCAGAGCCAGAUGAACCAGUCAAUGAACAACAGACUGAGCGCCAGCCCAGUACCCCGGAGCCCGAGGUGGAUGCCAGCGGCCUUCGAGUCCUCUCCUGGCCUGAGAUCUGCCCCCCGGGGGAUCGGAUCGUCAAGAUUGCAGAGGCGUCUUAUGCGGAAGUCUACCGGGUCAACAAUGAGCGGGGCACUAGCAUCAUCAAGGUCAUUCGCAUGGUGUCGCCCAUCAAGCCGCAGACCAAAGCCCAAGAAAAAUCUCGUUUAGUGGACGAACAGCCCCAUUCCGAGUCGGAUCUGGUGGGCGAGCUGAAGAUUUCCGAGUGGCUGGCGGAUAUCCCUGGAUUUGUCAUGUACAAGGAGAGAUACAUUGUUCAGGGCAAGGCUUGCCGGGAACUACUGGAAACCCACCAGGCCUUUCACAAGAGGGCAAAGAGGCAGGACCCUGGCAGGCUACAGUUUUACCCUUCUCCCAGCCGGUAUCUGGAUGACACAAAGUUUCUUGUGGUCGAGCUGGGGGAUGCGGGCGUGGCUCUCGAAGACUUUCAGCUACAUUCUGCCGACCAAAUCUGGGACAUCUUCUUCCAUGUUGCCAUUGCCCUGGCUCGAGCCGAGGCGCAGAUAGAAUUUGAGCAUCGCGAUCUCCACGAAGGCAACCUGUGCAUCAGACAAGUUGGCCAUCACACACCACCGGAAGCAAGGGAUACGUCUUCUUACUUUGGGCACUCUGGCCUCGAAAUAACCAUCUUGGACUACGGCUUAUCUCGUGCUAGAGAGAACCCAGAGUUAGAGGACUCACGGCCGGUGGCGUACGACCUGGAAAGAGACAUGAGUUUGUUUACUAGCGAACACGCGCCUCAAUGCAGGGUAUACAGGCAAAUGAGAUCAUUCAUGCUUCGAGGGGAUCGCAUCUGCCUGCCCCCCAACAGCCACAAGAAUGCUUACGCCGAAGGAGUGGAUGGCCCAAUCUCGUGGAUUCAGCACGAACCAUACACAAAUGUUCUGUGGCUCGCUUAUAUCUACGACUACAUUGUCUCUAACUUCCAGGGACCAAAGAAGGAACUGAACGCAUUCAAACGCAUCACGAAAGAGUUUUGGACACAUCUGGAUCCCGAAGCAGACGAAAGUAUCCCGGCAUUUCCCAGCGCCAGCGAUAUUGUCAUGUUUGCUGUGGAAUCUGGAUGGAUCGACGAAGACCAGCUCGUGGGUGGCAGAAGCAUGAUUGAGAAGUCAAUUCUGUCCAUCUUGGCCAUUGAUGACCGUACGAGGGAGUCGGGCGUCCUUGAGGCGCAGUCACCAUUAGUACGGAGGUCGCCGAGGAAGUCUCAACCAAGGCAUCUCGUCGAUUAUUCUUGA
Pestalotiopsis fici W106-1 is the source of this 1662-nucleotide messenger RNA. RefSeq lists its product as uncharacterized. NCBI's taxonomy places the organism in Eukaryota, Fungi, Ascomycota, Sordariomycetes, Amphisphaeriales, Sporocadaceae. Gene Ontology annotation, molecular function: histone H3T3 kinase activity. Gene Ontology annotation, biological process: intracellular signal transduction; mitotic cell cycle. The transcript is spliced from 2 exons. Gene Ontology annotation, cellular component: cytoplasm; nucleus. The record is from RefSeq and is a predicted model, not a curated record. Bases 1 to 1662 code for a protein of 553 amino acids.